CGAGAUCUACCCUGACAAAACUUCCAGUGCAGCGCGUCAGCGGUGAAGUUUGGAGGAAAAAUUUGACUUCGUAAACAGUUGAGGAGCUCAAACAUAAAACUGACUCAGGCCAAAGCCAGGCAGUCACCAUGGACGAUUUAGACGCGUUGCUGGCGGACCUGGAAUCCACUACGUCUCACAUCUCAAAGCGCCCGGUGUUCUUUCCUGAGGAGACCCCCUACUCCAUCCCCACCGGAGGACACUCCUACCAGGAUGUGUCUGUUCCGCCUCCAGUCCCUCCGCCACCCUCAGCCGAGGCUCUGAACGGGUCCCUGAUAGAUCAGCCAGACUCCCCGCACUCCUCUCUACAUUCAUUAGGUUCAGCCCAGAAGAGCUCCUGGUCCAGAGACAGUAGCAGCCCUUCGUUGUCUCACGUUGAAGAGGACCACGUGUACAGUUUUCCAAACAAACAGAAGUCAUCAGAUUCUUCAACAGCAGCCAUGACCUCUGCCAUGGGCAGUAACCUGUCCGAGCUCGACAGGCUGCUGCUGGAACUCAACGCAGUGCAACAGAGCUCCCCUUCAUUCCCCACUACAGAAGAGGCGGCUCCACCCUUACCGUCCUGCAGCAUCACCCACUACGAGAACGGCAGCGCCCCUGACAUCACUGUGAGCCCUCCCCCUCAGGAGAAACCCAAGAGGAACGGCACGAGGCUGGAUGAGGCCCGACCCAGCGUGGAGAGUCUGCUGGACGAGCUGGAGGGCUCGGUGCCUUCACCCAGUCCCUCUGCCCGCCACAGUGAUUUGGACACACCCUCUCAGCAGCAAGCCAGAAUUUCAGCUUCCUGUGCAACAAGAGAGCUGGACGAGCUGAUGGCUUCUCUCUCUGACUUCAAGCCCAGUUCUUUGGGCUCUCUGCUGGAUCCAGCAGGAGCGUCUUCCCCCUCUCCUCAUCCUCCAGUCUCUUCUUCCGUCACCCCAGUGGCUUCUCCUUUUCCUAGCCUGUCCCACCCGUCUGCUUGUGCCUCUCCUCUUUUCUCUUCCCCUAUUGGUUUUGAGCUGCACAUAGACGAGGAUGGAGGAGACGGUGGCAUGUCGACUCACCGUUUCCAUCCCCACAGUCCCAUAUCCUCUCUCUCUGCAGCCAGUGACUUAGACCAGGACUCUAUCAUAGACGUCUCCGCCUCCAUGCUGUCAUCCCAAACCAAGUCCCUGCUAGUCCUCUCUCAGGCCUCUUCCUCUAACUCCAACCUUAUGAGAAAUAGCCCAAGCCUUUCCAACACCACCACCCCCUCCCUUACCUCCGUUAACACCGUCCUGGACCAUAAGUCAUCCAAGUCCCCCAGUCCAUCUGUAGAGCGGGUCUCGCCUUCACAUACUGUUGGUAAAUACCCUUCUUCUCCUCAGUCUACCAGCAAGGGGGGUCCUUCAUUUCAAGAUAUCGUUUUGAAUUUUUCCACUCCACCUCCUGUCAAAAACUUCACCCCUCCCCUCUCAGCUCCAAAGACUCCUUCGCCCAUCCCAGUCGCUGCACAUGCUUCCUCUACGCCAUCUCCAGUCUGUCAAUUUAAAGCCCCCUCUCCACCGGCCUUCACAAGCCCCAGCAGGCCGCUGCUGGAGUCUGCCACCCACAGCCCCUUCGCUGCACAGCCACCCCCGAUGGUGGAGCCCUCCCUGGACGAGGCCCUGGACAAUCUUCUAGCCAUGAGUUUUGCACAGAAUAACUCUGCGUCACAGGUGGAGGAGCUAAAGAUGGAGGCACAGUGUCUCGGCAGAGGAAUGCCGGAGGUGCACGAGGAGCUCGUCCUGCCCAUGGACAGAAACAGCGUGCAUCCUGACACUUUCACCAGCGCCACCAACACCAUCACAGACGGCUCUUUGGACGGAGGCACUAACGGGGAUGGAGAUCUGGACUGGGCAGAUGAGGAGUUUUCCAUGUCCUUCCACGACGGCACCAUGACGCCUUUCACCGAGAGGCCGUACACAGAUGGCAGCAUGACCCCGCUGACAGAGGCCAGCUGGAUGGAUGGGUCCAUGACCCCGUCUACAUGCCCCGGGACUCCUGACGUGGCCCUGGACCUGCCCCUGAUGCAGACUCCUACUAUAGACAGAAUGUCUGCUUCCGGACAUGUAUGCAUCUCCACUCCUAAUAAGUGCAUGAAGUGUGUCUCUGAGCUCGCUGACCACAGCAUCCCGGCCUGUCAGGGGUCUGACUUACCUGCCGCCUCAGAGCUCUGCUGUUGCUGCUUCGUGUUUGGUAAGAUGCUCACCAUUCCCUCUCAGAUAAAGUCCGUGAUUAGGCGCACAAAGGAGACUCCCAACGUCCACCCCAUGUUCCGAGAUGGUCACCUGCGCAGGAAGAUGGGCCCCGUCAUUGUGAACAAGAACACUUCUCAGGACCGCCUCAUCGAGGAGCUUCAGGGAAAGUUUGGGAUCGGCCGCUCAGAGCGCCGGAAUAAAAAGACUGACGAGUGGCUGACGGAUGGCGUCAUCGUCUCGUCCAAACCUCAGCGUUUCCGUCCCGAGGGGGCCGGUAGUGAGGUCGACAAGAUCAUAAUUCCCCCAGAGUCGCCUGUCCCUGUGAGGAAGGUACUCCCCCCUCCCUCUCCCCCACCCCCUCGUCCCCCUCCUAUCAUAGAAGAAUCCAAGCGACCAAUCCCAGUACAGCAGCCUCCUAUCCCUAUACCUCCACCACUCCCUCCUCCUCCUCCUCCUCCACAACCUCCACACCCUCCCCACGUCCGCGAACCAGUUCCUAUAAAAGCCCCACCUCCACCAGCCCCAAUUCAGGAACCUCCUGCUCCCAAACCAGAGCCCCCUCCACCUGUUAUUCAAAGCCCACCCCCACCUUCACCUGUGGAGCCCCCGAUUCCACCCAAAGUGCUGGUGUCAGUAGGCUGCCAAACCGAGUAUGACCCAAUCUUCCCUCCAAUGCAGGCACGAACCCCCGUCUCUUAUCCCUUCUUGUGUUUCCACUCUUUAACUGUUAUUAUGGCCCAGGGGAAGGGCGGUGUUCCCGGUGGGCCUCCAACACAGGUCAACAAGCUGGACAACAUGCUCGGCAGCCUGCAGUCUGACCUCAACAAACUGGGUGUGCAGACGGUGGCUAAAGGGGUCUGCGGAGCCUGCUGUAAGCCAAUUGUGGGACAGGUGGUGACUGCCAUGGGCCGCACAUGGCACCCUGAACACUUUGUGUGCACACACUGUCAAGAGGAGAUCGGCUCCAGGAACUUCUUUGAGCGUGAAGGGUUGCCGUACUGCGAGACGGAUUACCACAACCUGUUCUCCCCACGCUGCCACUACUGCAACGGGCCCAUCCUGGAUAAAGUUGUGACGGCGCUGGACAGGACAUGGCAUCCCGAACACUUCUUCUGUGCUCAGUGUGGAUCCUUCUUCGGCCCAGAAGGCUUUCAUGAAAAGGAUGGGAAAGCCUUUUGCAGGAAGGACUACUUUGACAUGUUUGCACCAAAAUGUGGCGGCUGUGCCAGAGCCAUUUUGGAGAACUACAUCUCAGCGCUGAACAGCCUUUGGCAUCCUGAGUGUUUUGUUUGCAGGGAGUGCUUCACCCCGUUUGUGAACGGAAGCUUCUUCGAGCAUGACGGUCAGCCCUACUGUGAAGUGCACUACCACGAGCGCCGCGGCUCACUCUGCUCCGGCUGCCAGAAGCCCAUCACGGGACGCUGCAUCACCGCCAUGGCUAAGAAGUUCCACCCGGAGCACUUUGUCUGCGCCUUCUGCCUGAAGCAACUCAACAAAGGCACCUUCAAAGAACAGAACGACAAACCCUACUGCCACGGCUGCUUCAUCAAGCUGUUCAGUUAGAGAGAGAGCGAGAGCGUUUAUGGGUCAGGGCUGAGGUCAGCGUCUAGAGCAUCUUUAGCACAGGGAGGGUGGGGCGGGUUAAUUGUGUUUAUAUCAAGAGGGUUGUCUGUGAUCUGAGGGUGACAUUGGAAGUGUUUAUGGACUAGGGAUGUGCAUGGGGUUGAAGCAGCAGACUGUCUCUGCCGGACUUAAAUACUGUCAAAACGUCCCUGUGUUCAGACUGACAGAGGUGCGGUCUCAAAGCUCCUAUAGGUUUUGAGUUGGUCAGUGAGAAUAACGACACACUAACGUGACAUUACAAGGUGUUCGUUAAUCAACACUGAUAUGCACACACCACGGUUAUCUUCUUAAUCCUCUGGAAUGUGUUGGAUCAUGUCAACGAGCAAAUAGCUGUGUGUAAAUCUCUUAUAAAAUUCUCUUUUUAAUCUUUUUAGUUUUUAUGUGGUUGGAUGGUGAAAUCUUACUGAACACUGUAGAGGGUCUGCAUGUUGGACAUUGCUGCUCACUGGUUGAGCGUGUCAUUUCAGAAACAAUAGAAAUAUAUCAAUUGAGAAAAACAACAGUUGUUUAUUAACAUCACAAUAUAAACUUCAAAGGUGGGUAGAAGGCUCCCCCCCUCAUGUUGUGAAGUUGGACAGACCAGGAGUGAGUCUAUGAUUCACUGGAGCAUAGACUGGAAAUGCUGCUUCACCAUUUACAGUAAUGUUGUGAAAUGGAUUUUAGGGUUUAUACAAUUUUACAGACUCAAGAAACACCUGCAUAAACAUUUGUUCCUAAGGAUACCAGAGCUGCAACAGACCAGACAUUAAUCACUAAAGCUUUAACACUAUUUUCUUACAGUUUAUAGACUGAAGAUUAAAAAUAAUGAAAUGAAUCUGAAGGUUGAUCGAUGUAAAACAAUCAUUAGUUUCAGCCCUACUGUUUGAACUUUAUAAAUGAAUGUUAUACAGUUUUCAGAAUCAGUGUCCAACACAGCAGUUCACUUUAUCCACAGAUAAUCCUGUGUGGAUGAAUAUUUCUUUGAUAUAUCGAGGAUGAGACUCAGUAUGUACCAUCCACCAGUCGCUGCAGUAUUCACUGAGUCACACAUGUUUGAGCCAACCUCAUGUUUUUGUGCUGCCAAAUCAUUCCUUGUAUUUUCACAAAAGAAAAGAGGACAUGGUCUGAAAACAGAUUCUUGCCUUUGUCUCUUAGCAGUGAAGUGGAAUCACACAAAGAUUUGGGGAGUAUAUGGUGCAUCUCUAACACUAACUUUAUUGUUUGUAGGUACAUCCUGAGCAGUUCUUCUGUAAAUAUCAAAUGCAGCUACAUUUGACAGUGCUGGCAUGCUUAGCAUGUACGUGUGUUUAAACCACUCUUUCAAAGGGAGAGGGAGCGGGCUGAAGGCAGAGAUACUUUGAUAUUUUUGGUGUCAUUACUGUAUUGAGAAGCUGAUGAAUGUUCACUAUUUGAAAGAAGUGCAAAAUACGAGAGGAUUUGUCUGUGAUAUUCCAAUGACUCUAUGAAACUGUGGAUUACCAGCUUUGUAUUUCAGCAUCAGCUUGUAACGUCUGAUCAUUUCUCUCUUUGCCAUUGUUUCAGUACCAUGUCUAAUAACACUGGCAAUUUCAGCAAGUACACUAAUUACAGUUCAAUAGUCCACAAUUGUGUUUUCUUGUUAUUAGUCUGUGAGUCCACUGAAAAACGUCGGCUGUAAAGUGGUGGUUUGUUGAUGACUCAGCAUCUGAGUUGCAUCUACUGUAUACAUGUAAUCAGAAACAGAAACCUAUACCGUGCCUUUUGUCUUGUUCAGGGAAUACUAGAGCCUUAAAUAUUUUCUCACUCUAUUUAAGAUAUCAUGUAACAGUUGUCUUUUUGAAUCAAUUUAGUGGAGUGUGAUUUAACCAAAGCCAUACCAUCUUUUGAAUUGUGUUUUGUGUCUUUACACCUUUUUUUCCCCUCUCCGAAUGUCAACAGUAAUGGACAAAACGUUUCUUCACCUCUAGUCUGAUUACGCAAAUAAAUUCUGUUUUGCUAUCAAAA
Molecule: messenger RNA, 5822 nt
Organism: Eleginops maclovinus (Patagonian blennie)
Lineage: Eukaryota; Metazoa; Chordata; Actinopteri; Perciformes; Eleginopidae
Product: mucin-2-like
Exons: 14
Coding region: 129-3800 (1223 amino acids)
Biological process (GO): transforming growth factor beta receptor signaling pathway; substrate adhesion-dependent cell spreading; endothelial cell migration
Source: RefSeq, a predicted model, not a curated record